This is a messenger RNA of Lepus europaeus (European hare), 3134 nucleotides long. It is a transcript of the gene MSH2, whose product is annotated as mutS homolog 2. NCBI's taxonomy places the organism in Eukaryota, Metazoa, Chordata, Mammalia, Lagomorpha, Leporidae. The record is from RefSeq and is a predicted model, not a curated record. Gene Ontology annotation, molecular function: ATP binding; mismatched DNA binding; ATP-dependent DNA damage sensor activity. Bases 61 to 2862 code for a protein of 933 amino acids. Gene Ontology annotation, biological process: somatic recombination of immunoglobulin genes involved in immune response; mitotic recombination; mismatch repair. The transcript is spliced from 16 exons. Gene Ontology annotation, cellular component: nucleus; MutSalpha complex.
ACAGCUUGGUGGGUGCAGGCUCGCGCGGUUCCCUAAGCCGGGAGGCGGAGAGCUUCCGAAAUGGCGGUGCAGCCGAAGGACACGCUGCAGCUGGAGAGCGCGGCCGAAGUCGGCUUCGUGCGCUUCUUCCAGGGCAUGCCGGAGAAGCCGACCACUACCGUGCGCCUUUUCGACCGGGGCGACUUCUACACGGCGCACGGCGAGGACGCGCUGCUGGCCGCCCGGGAGGUGUUCAAGACCCAGGGGGUGGUCAAGUACAUGGGGCCGGCAGGAGCAAAGACUCUGCAGAGUGUUGUGCUUAGUAAAAUGAAUUUUGAGUCCUUUGUAAAAGAUCUCCUUCUAGUUCGUCAAUAUAGAGUUGAAGUUUAUAAAAAUAGAGCUGGAAAUAAGGCCUCCAAGGAUAAUGAUUGGUAUUUGGCAUUUAAGGCUUCUCCUGGCAAUCUUUCCCAGUUUGAAGAUAUUCUCUUUGGUAACAAUGAUAUGUCCUCUUCCAUUGGUGUUGUGGGUGUUAAAAUGUCCACAGUUGAUGGUCAAAGGCAAGUUGGAGUUGGAUAUGUUGAUUCCAUCCAGAGGAAGCUAGGACUGUGCGAGUUCCCGGAUAAUGACCAGUUCUCCAAUCUUGAGGCUCUCCUGAUUCAGAUUGGACCAAAGGAAUGUGUUUUACCGGGAGGAGAGACUGCUGGAGACAUGGGAAAACUGAGACAGGUUAUUCAGAGAGGAGGAAUUCUGAUCACAGAAAGAAAAAAAGCUGACUUUUCUUCAAAAGACAUUUAUCAGGAUCUCAACCGGUUGUUGAAAGGCAAAAAAGGAGAACAAAUGAAUAGUGCUGUGUUGCCAGAAAUGGAGAAUCAGGUUGCAGUUUCAUCGUUAUCUGCAGUAAUCAAGUUUUUAGAACUCUUAUCUGAUGAUUCAAAUUUUGGACAAUUUGAACUGACAACUUUUGACUUCAGCCAGUACAUGAAAUUGGAUAUUGCAGCUGUCAGAGCCCUUAACCUGUUUCAGGGCUCUGUUGAGGAUACUAGUGGCUCUCAGUCUCUGGCUGCGUUGCUAAAUAAAUGCAAAACCCCUCAAGGACAACGACUGGUUAACCAAUGGAUUAAGCAGCCUCUCAUGGAUAAGAACAGAAUAGAAGAGAGGUUAAAUUUAGUGGAAGCUUUUGUAGAGGAUGCAGAAUUGAGGCAGAGUUUACAAGAAGAUUUACUUCGUCGAUUCCCAGAUCUUAAUCGACUUGCCAAGAAAUUUCAAAGACAAGCAGCAAACUUGCAAGAUUGCUAUAGGCUCUAUCAGGGUAUAAAUCAACUCCCAAAUGUUAUACAGGCUCUGGAAAAAUAUGAAGGAAAGCACCAGAACUUGUUGCUGGCAGUUUUUGUGACUCCUCUUAUUGAUCUUCGUUCUGAUUUCUCCAAGUUUCAGGAAAUGAUAGAAACAACUUUAGACAUGGAUCAGGUGGAAAACCAUGAAUUCCUUGUGAAACCUUCAUUUGAUCCUAAUCUGAGUGAAUUAAGAGAAGUAAUGGAUGACUUGGAAAAGAAGAUGCAGUCAACACUAACAAGUGCAGCCAGAGAGCUCGGCUUGGACCCUGGCAAGCAAAUUAAACUAGAUUCCAGUGCACAGUUUGGAUAUUACUUUCGAGUAACCUGUAAGGAGGAAAAGGUCCUUCGUAACAAUAAAAACUUUAGUACAGUAGAUAUCCAGAAGAAUGGUGUUAAAUUUACUAACAGUAAAUUGUCUUCUUUCAAUGAAGAAUAUGCUAAAAAUAAAGCUGAAUAUGAGGAGGCCCAGGAUGCCAUUGUUAAAGAAAUUGUCAAUAUUUCUUCAGGCUAUGUAGAACCAAUGCAGACCCUCAACGAUGUGCUAGCUCAGCUUGAUGCUGUUGUCAGCUUUGCUCAUGCGUCCAAUGGAGCACCUGUUCCAUAUGUACGACCAGUCAUUUUGGAGAAAGGGCAAGGAAGAAUUAUAUUGAAAGCAUCCAGACAUGCUUGUGUUGAAGUUCAAGAUGAAGUUGCAUUUAUUCCUAAUGAUGUGCACUUUGAAAAAGAUAAACAGAUGUUCCACAUCAUUACUGGUCCCAAUAUGGGAGGCAAAUCAACGUAUAUUCGCCAGACUGGGGUGAUAGUACUUAUGGCCCAAAUUGGGUGUUUUGUGCCAUGUGAAUCAGCAGAAGUGUCCAUCGUGGAUUGCAUCCUGGCUCGGGUAGGGGCUGGUGACAGUCAGUUGAAAGGCGUCUCGACGUUCAUGGCUGAAAUGUUGGAAACUGCUUCAAUCCUCAGAUCUGCAACUAAAGAUUCUUUAAUAAUCAUAGAUGAAUUGGGAAGAGGGACCUCUACCUACGAUGGAUUUGGGCUAGCAUGGGCUAUAUCAGAUUAUAUUGCAACCAAGAUCGGGGCUUUUUGCAUGUUUGCAACCCAUUUUCAUGAACUCACUGCCUUGGCCCAUCAUAUACCAACAGUUAAUAAUCUACAUGUCACAGCCCUGACCACUGAAGAAACCUUAACCAUGCUUUAUCAAGUGAAGAAAGGUGUCUGCGAUCAAAGCUUUGGGAUUCACGUUGCAGAGCUUGCUAAUUUCCCUAGGCAUGUAAUAGAAUGUGCUAAGCAAAAAGCCCAGGAACUUGAGGAGUUUCAGAAUAUUGGAGAAUCACAAGCAUAUGAUGGAAUGGAGCCAGCAGCCAAGAAGUGCUACCUGGAAAGAGAGCAAGGAGAAAAAAUUAUUCAGGAGUUUCUAUACAAGGUGAAGCAAGUGCCCUUUACUGAAAUGUCAGAAGAAAACAUCACAAUAAAGUUAAGACAGCUAAAAGCUGAGGUGAUAGCAAAGAAUAAUAGUUUUGUAAAUGAAAUCAUUUCACGAAUAAAGGUUACAUGAAAGUACCACCAAUGAGAUGAAGCUAAUAUUGAUAAGCUAUUGUCUGUAAUACUUUUGUAUUGUUUUCUAUUAAUGCUUUUUCCAUAGUGUUGACUACUGAUGCCUAUGGGCUAUAAACUUAAAAUACUUAGUAAUACUUUGCUCUGAGUUCAUUUUCAGAGAUCCUUAUUUUGAAAAAUGAGAGCUGUACUGAGGACUAUUUAAAAAGACGUGGGCAAUAGUAAGAAAUAUGCUGAAUUUUAUAAAUAAAAUCAUGUAGUUUGAGAAUUUGA